AUGCCUUCCAGAUCAGAUGUGACCAAUUUCGGCGCAGGCCCAGCGGCCCUUCCUACUGACGUCAUUGAGGAUGCCGCUCAAGCUCUCGUCAACUAUGAGGGCACAGGCGUAGGCCUUGCGGAGUGGUCACACCGGUCGAGCAAGGCUGUGAAAAUUAUCAACGAAGCGAAAGAAAAUCUAGCGUCCUACCUUGACAUUCCAAACGACUACGAGAUACUCUUUAUGCAUGGCGGCGGUUCGGGCGAGUUUGCCGCCGUGGCUUAUAACUUUGUCGGUGCUUGGGUUGCUCGCAAAGAGAGGGAGCUCGCCAGCUCAGGCCUGGAGCUUCAAUCGGCCGUGACAAAACUCAAGAUGGAUUAUAUUGUCACCGGUGGAUGGUCGCAGAAGGCAGCGGACGAAGCGAAGAGACUCUUUGGCUCGGAGCAUGUCAAUAUUGCGGCGACUAGUAAAAAGUCGGACGGUACGUUUGGAGGCACGAUUCCAGACGAGAGCACGUGGAACCUCUCGCAAGAUGCCGCCAUGGUCUAUUACUGCGACAACGAGACCGUUGAUGGCGUCGAAUUCCCCGCGUUUCCCACCUCCCUGGCGCCGGGGGCGAACGGACCGAUUGUCGUGGCCGACAUGAGCUCCAACAUUCUUUCAAGGACGAUCCCGAUCAAAAACUUCUCCGCCAUCUUCUUCGGGGCCCAAAAGAACCUCGGGAUGACGGGCAUAACCGUUGUGGUGAUCAACAAGCGCUUCCUACCGCAGCCUUCUGCGGACUUGAUGAGAAAGCUGGGUCUGCCCAUUCCACCUCGAAUCCUCGAGUAUGACACGAUUGCAAAAAACAACAGCCUCUACAAUACGCUCAGCAUCUUUGAUGUGUAUGUCGCAGGGCAGGUUCUCAAGAGGCUUCUUCGCCAGCAUCCCAAAGUGCAAGGACAGCAAGCCAUAGCCGAAGAAAAGGCGCAACUAAUCUACGGAGCUCUCGAGGCCCAUUCUGAUCUAUAUCGCAUCAUUCCUGACAAGUCAGUACGGUCACGCAUGAAUAUCUGCUUCAGGAUCGAAGGUGGCGAUGCGUCGGAGAAAGCUUUCCUGGACGAGGCUGAAAGUCUAGGAUUUAUGGGGCUGAAAGGUCACCGCAGUCUGGGAGGGAUUCGGGCAAGCAAUUACAACUCGAUCUCUCCCGAGGAGGCGAAGAAGCUUGCCAAGUUUAUCAACACCUUUGCAUCGCAACGAGGGGCUCUUGCGAACGAACAAAAGUAG
This is a messenger RNA of Drechmeria coniospora, 1245 nucleotides long. RefSeq lists its product as uncharacterized. Gene Ontology annotation, molecular function: O-phospho-L-serine:2-oxoglutarate transaminase activity; pyridoxal phosphate binding. Gene Ontology annotation, cellular component: cytoplasm. Bases 1 to 1245 code for a protein of 414 amino acids. Gene Ontology annotation, biological process: L-serine biosynthetic process. The record is from RefSeq and is a predicted model, not a curated record. The transcript has 2 exons. NCBI's taxonomy places the organism in Eukaryota, Fungi, Ascomycota, Sordariomycetes, Hypocreales, Ophiocordycipitaceae.